GGGGCAUCGACCAAUGAGAAAUCAUCGGGCAUUUUGUUUUGCUCACAAAGGGGAAGAGCCUUUCCGUUCAGUUUGUGUUUACCCGGCGUCAACGAAAGUCUGUCAAUGCGAGAAAUCAUCGAUUUUUCACUUCAUUUGGUGAUUGAAUCCUUUGAUAAUGUCACAGGAGAAGAAGAAACUUAGGCAGAGACACGGGAAGCAGGAGAAUGAGCAGAAGAUCGAGGAGAAAACUGGGGAAAGUGACAGAGUAGAGCCGAAAUAUGGACCAAUACCCAGGUUUCCGUAUCAAAAAGUCUGGUCCCGUAGUAUCUUGAUCCUGGGUGUCAUGCUCAUCGUCUGGUACAACAGCACCCGCAGCAAAGAAGUGUCAUUUGCUCGUCAGAGAGACGUUUUACUCAGUCGAACACAGAAUGCCGACUGCUCGAUAGAUUAUAAGGCGGAUAUUGAUAAGUAUCCCGAGUGUGUGCCUGAAAAAUGUGGGAGGGUGAUCACCGAUAAGUUGGUCUCCACGAGUGAGACUGAUGUACUGCUGAAAAUUGCUGUCAAUGGGAUCAAUCUCGGAGGAUCCGCAGGCGGAGCUAGCAUUUUGGAUCUUCACAGUGGAGCUCUCAGUAAAGGAAACAGUUUUGUUAAUGUUUUUGCACUGGAGGGGGCCAACAAAAUAUUCAAUCCUCCGGAUUUUGCUAUUUAUAAGGUCGUGAAAACAAAAAUUCAUCAUGCAAUCGCUCAUCACUUUGGUGUUGAUGUUGGAAAGAUUUAUCUGACUAAACCCACAUUCUUCUCACGAAUGACCAAUGUGUCUGCUAAGACCAUUCACGAUGAGUACUGGCUGCCUCAUGUUGAUAGAGAAUCAUACGAACACUUCCAUUACACGUCCCUUCUUUACCUCAACGACUACGAGAGGGACUUCCAAGGUGGAAAAUUCAUCUUCAUCGACAAGAAUAAUGUUAACUCCACAGUGGAGCCACGAAAAGGACGAGUUCUAAUGUUCACCUCUGGCUCUGAGAAUCUCCACGCGGUGGAACGAGUAACUUCUGGUACAAGAUACGCACUGACAGUCUCAUUCACCUGCAACACCGAAGCAGCAAUAUCAGAUCCUACAUUUGGAAAGUCUGUCAAGCACCCCUGAGCACAUUUGUCCGCUCGACUCGAUCAGUAUUAUGAGCAGAAUAAGGUGCAGAUGAUCUAGAUAUAAUACUCAGUAUUGCCAUCCAUCCAGUCCAUUCUAAAUAAUAAAAAGAAACAGUCGUUUUGUUGAAUUGAUUUCGUAUGUUGUCGACCAAAUCCACGUCUCCAUUCAAAUUGUCCAAUGGAGCAUUUCACAGAAAUUCUGGUCUUGCGUAAGGAAAAUUUAUGUAAUUCCUUUUCAUCCAACUGUUUUAUAGGAAAAAAUUGAGAUUACUAAAAAUCUUCCUGAUGGAUUUGAUCCUAUUGAAAGAAGUAGAAUUCAUUAUCAUUGGUACUAUGUACUAUUUUAUUUUAUACUUCCACAAGCCCCUUCUCUCCAAAAUAAUAGUAACAAUCAAAGAAUGAAGAAAUUAUGAGAAAAAUCUCCUUGAGCCUCACCUUCCAUAAAAUAAAGACAUAUGGUUAUCCAAUGUCAGAAGGAUAAAAAAGAAAAUGAAGAUGAUUUCAUUCGGAAUGACUUUUAUUACUUUCAAUACAACCUUACGAUAUUAGAUUAGCCAUAGUAUAUUGAUAAUUUGAAGUCUUGUUUUUUCUUUUAAUUCCACUUACUGGGUAUACAAUGCAUAUUGAUUAUGUAUUUAUGCACAUUAAUUAACUCAGUUGAAGUACACAUCAUAUACAAUAAUAAAAGAUAAAAUGACAAUGUGGAAUGUAUAUGAAAAGUGGGUGAAAGAAUAAAAAGAAAAUAUCUGCCUAAA
Molecule: messenger RNA, 1886 nt
Organism: Diachasma alloeum
Lineage: Eukaryota; Metazoa; Arthropoda; Insecta; Hymenoptera; Braconidae
Product: 2-oxoglutarate and iron-dependent oxygenase domain-containing protein 3
Exons: 5
Coding region: 158-1129 (323 amino acids)
Cellular component (GO): membrane
Molecular function (GO): oxidoreductase activity, acting on paired donors, with incorporation or reduction of molecular oxygen; iron ion binding; L-ascorbic acid binding
Source: RefSeq, a predicted model, not a curated record